Messenger RNA from Ylistrum balloti, 3755 nucleotides. RefSeq names its product mucin-17-like. The transcript has 3 exons. Bases 42 to 3755 code for a protein of 1237 amino acids. Lineage: Eukaryota; Metazoa; Mollusca; Bivalvia; Pectinida; Pectinidae. The record is from RefSeq and is a predicted model, not a curated record.
AUGUGCCUACUUUCAUACUGAUUUGAAUAUCUCUACAAACUAUGGACCUAGACCUGUUAGAAACACCAGGGACAAAACAGGUGACCAAGUCAAAGAAACGUCGAUCUGUACGUCUCCGAAGAAAGUCGCAAGUGUUCGGUUUAGGACCAGUCUGCGAUGAAAAAAAUACAGACGAUACAUGCCCCGUGAAAAGUUACUGUGAAGAUGUUGACUUUUCUGUUGUGGAGCAGGUGUAUGAAGAAAAGAACUGUUCGACCCCUCAUAACCAAUAUGGCAGUGUAUGGAUGGACACAGAUUCACCAGAAAUGGCAGAAUUUUUGAUCAGAAGAAAUAGACGGAAAUCGCGUGUCCACUUUCCUUUAGUAUCUGUCACUGAUGGAUCGGAUUCUCCUGUCUGUGGUGAAUCUGACCCUAACCUAGACGAUCACCACUUGAGUAUGGAAUUGUCCAGGACAGGAGAUGCAAAUAAUAGUCCAGAGAGUGCCAAUGGUCUCAUGGGCAGUUACGUUCUACCACAGAGUCCUCUAGUGGACACACAUGAAACGACAGGUUUUGGUGAUGUAAGAGUUAAUCCACUGCAGGAAAAUGAUUGUAGUCCAGCCGUCAAUUCUUUUACGGAGUAUUUACCAAGUGACAAUAGCACCGCAAGUUUAUCACCUUGUUACGAAGCCAAUGAUUACAAUAUUGGCAAGACAUUUAAAUCAAUUCCCCAACAUACUCAAAACUUAGUUGAUGCUACAAAAGAUUUAGCAUAUUCACAGAAUGACAGCAGUAGGGAGAUAGUUUUGUCACACAUAGAAAAUAAAAUUCCUGCUGGAAGUACGCAAGGACUGACCUCUAGUAUGACCCCGAUUGAUACGUCGAGAAAUUUGUCUUCUGAUAUGACUACUACAUUAACUCCAUAUUCUCCAUCUCAACCCAUUUUCAAGAACAUUUCACCGCCAGAAUGUGGAAGUCCAAACUCCACUCUUUCACCAAUUUAUCUGACACCAGCAUGUAAGGUCACAAAAUCACAAGAGGAUAUGGACGAAGAUGAAGAUAUUUGGAAAACCUGCCAGAAAGCCAUUAUACCUGAGAUGAACAUAAAUGUUGGUCAGACUCCAGAUACAGAGAGAAAGACAAAAGGCUUGAUAUCCACUCAGAAAAAGUUCUCUCAAGCAGGUUCUAAAUCGAAAAGUGUAGUACCUUCCAAAGAGCAGACAUCAGGAUUUCUGUCUAUAUGUAGGUCACUGGCAGGAAAGCUAGCAACUGCUGUUAGAAAUAGUCCAGAUAGUGACAAUAGAAUGUCCUCAUCAGAAGAUUCUUUCACUUCUUUUAAACCUGUUAGUGUUUCGGGUGAUGCUGUCACCGAGAACUCUUCUGUGGAUAACUCUAGUAAAGGAAUAACAGAUUUGAUGUGUGGUGAAUCUGACCUGCAUAGUCUGGGAGAGGAAACCAAUCUGUCAAGUACAUCUUCAUAUGACAAGAAAUCUGGUGCAGAAACUUUACUAGAUUCAACUUCAUGUGUAUCCAUAUCUUUCCCUGUGAGGACAAUAGAUAAAAAAGAUGACGGAGACGAUAAUUCUGUUUAUGAAAACAUUACACGUGAAAAUCCUUUACAUACCAUUGGCCUUAACCCAGUACAAGAGACUAUUAACAUGAAUUGUGAAAAAGUGACAGACACAUAUGAUUCCUAUACAAAUCAACCGUUUUGUUCAUUAACUCCAGACAGAGCCAACACAACUGUAUGGAGGGAGAGUAAUUCUAGAUGUGAUGGUGAUGAAGUUUCUCAUGAACAGUCUGCAAGUUUACAAAAUGGUAGUCCAGAAUGUGGUAAUGAAGCCAUCAUUCAACAUUUAGAGGUCUGCUUUGAUUACAUUGAUUCAAAGUCUGAACUGGAGUCUGAUAUCAAAGAUAUCACUGGCCUUUCAUCAGAAACUGGACAACACAAGCCUAUCAGUGUUUCUGUAGAAUCCACUUCUCCAGAAGUCUACAGUGUAAUGAAAAUCUCAGAUCCUACAGACUCUACCGUCGCAUCUAAAUUAACCUCUAAUAAAAUGAGGAAAGAUAAAACCAAAAAUAAAAGGACUGGGAGAAAGUCUAUAGGCCUGGUCAGGAAGGAGUCAGCAAGUUGUGAGUUAUCAGAGAGUGUAAAUAAGCUCAGUUUGAAUGUAGGUUCUGACAUGGACACUUGUGACAUUAGUAGUAAACCGAAAAAAUGUAAGUCAUCGAAAUCUGAUGAAGGUGCAUUGCUUGGUGUUAAUAAAAAGAAAAGACAAGCUCAGAAGACUGCUGGUGCUAAGGAGCAGUUACAAGAUGUCAGAGAAAAGUUGUCUGCUGAGAACAGGUCAACAUCACAACAAUUUGAAACUUCAUUAUCCUCGUCUAUUGUUAACAUAAAAAAGCAACAUUCAAGAAAGUCAGUGAGCAACGCUUUGAUUGAGGAAAGCUUAGUGCCUAGAGAGGUGGUGGUAUCAACAUCAAGUGCUGUAAAGGAAAAGGUGUUUCAACUAGAAUUUCCAAACAAUACAGCAACUGCUUUUAAGGAAAAUGCAAUAUCAGUGGUAAACACAUUGGGUGAAGUGAUACCUUCUCUGUCUGAUGAACUUAUACCAACAUGUGUAGAGUCUACAACGACAUCAGUAAGUACAGCAAAGAGAAAAGGUCGUACCCGUAAACAUGUAGCAUCAGGUGUUAUAAGCAAUGAGCCUAACUCAUGUAUAGAAAAUGAUUCCCUGCCGUCCAUACCUUCAGUAAAUGUUGCCAAGAAAAGAGGUCGUUCACGGAAAUCAAUGCACUUUAUACCUCCAACUGUAGUUGAAGGAAUGGACGACCAUUCCUCACAAGAAACUCCUAGUGCAGAGCCUCAGGACACUUCAGUACCACAAGUUUGGGUCAAUAGAACUGAUUAUACAGACAAACAAGAUAAUAUAUCAGAACGUAAACAGGAAAGUGUUGACAAUAUUAAAGUACUAACUACUGAGGAUCUGAAAUCAUUGGAUGAAUAUUUAGGUAUACAAGAACCAGAGGCAGUGGUCAUUCCACCACCAAAGAAAAGAGGUCGGUCUAGGAAAUCUGUUGAUGGUCGGACACAGACAAAAGCAUGUGUGGAACCACCUACGGAGUCGGCAGAUAAACAGUCUGGGAACAUUCUUGGAAAUCAGGAAGAGGAUUCUACAGUGAUGGAUGUUCAGACAAUUGUCAAAGAUUCAUUGGUAGCUGAACUAGAGGAUCUAGAGCUGAUGGAGAGACCAAAGAGAAAGAGCAAACGCAUACAGAGGCGAUCCAUAGAAAUUUAUCGCCAGGUUCAAACUGCGAACUCGUCGGAGGAAGAUGUACCUAUGUCACCCUUGGAAACAGUGGAGGAGUCCAAACCAAUGACAGCCGUGUUACAGGAUGUCAGCAGUAACCAUGGAAACACAAGAAGCAACCAAGAACCUAAGACUAAACUUGUCCGUAAAAGGAAACUCGCUAAUAAUGAGCCUUCUGUCGAGGAUUUUUACAGAAAUAAAAACUUCAAGAGACCUGCUCCGAAAAUCUGGGAAACUAUCUAUGAGGCCCCAUCAGAUGAACAGAUCUAUAGCAAGAAAAGAUAUCGUCGAUCAAUCACAUUUGACGAAAGUCUAAUGGUGCCGCCUGCCAAGACUAAGAUGAGGCUCCGAAAAGCUGUAAAAAAUGGGCUGGACCCACGGCAACGUAGGAAGAAAAUGUUAUCUGAUAUUGUUGUUAAGAAAAAGUUGGCAAAAAUAGAAUCUAUUUUACAAGAUGAUGAUUGA